AUGGAUGAGAUUGCAAAGGAAUACGAUGUCAUCGUGCUGGGCACUGGAUUGACCGAGUGUAUUCUGUCUGGUGUUCUGAGCGUCAAGGGCAAGAAGGUCCUCCACAUCGACCGCAACGACCACUACGGCGGUGAAGCUGCUUCCGUAAACCUCGAGGCGCUCUUCAAGAAGUAUGGCAACUACGCCCAGGGCGAGGAGCCCUGGAAGAAGUAUGGCCGCCUCAACGACUGGAACAUCGACCUCGUCCCUAAGUUCCUCAUGUCCUCAGGCGAGUUGACCAACAUCCUCGUCUCCACCGACGUCACCCGAUACCUCGAGUUCAAGCAGGUCGCCGGCAGCUACGUCCAGCAGGGCGCUGGCCCCAAGGCCACCGUUGCCAAGGUCCCGUCCGAUGCUGGCGAGGCUCUCAAGUCCCCGCUUAUGGGCAUCUUCGAGAAGCGACGCAUGAAGUCCUUCAUUGAGUGGGUUGGCACCUUCGACGUCAACGAUCCCGCCACACACAAGGGUCUUGACAUCAACACCGUGGCCCUGAAGGAGGUCUACGACAAGUUCGGUCUUGAGGCUACCACCCGCGACUUCAUUGGCCAUGCCAUGGCUCUCUACCUCACUGAUGAGCACAUCAAUGCCAAGGGCCAGGCCCCCGAGGCCAUCCAGCGCAUCCGCCUCUACGGCAACUCUGUCGCCCGGUACGGCAAGUCCCCCUACAUCUACCCUCUCUACGGUCUCGGCGAGCUCCCUCAGGGCUUCGCCCGUCUGUCUGCUAUCUAUGGCGGCACCUACAUGCUCAACACCAACGUCGACGAGAUCCUGUACGAGGGCUCCAAGGCCGUCGGUAUCAAGGCUACCAUGACUGGCGUUGAGGAGAUGAAGUUCGAGACCAAAGCCAAGAUGAUCCUCGGUGACCCCUCUUACUUCGUCGGCAAGACCAAGGUUAUCGGCCACGUCGUCCGCGCCAUCUGCAUCUUGACGCACCCCCUGGCUGGUACCAACGACAGCGACUCCGCCCAGCUCAUCAUCCCCCAGUCUCAGGUCGGCCGCAAGAACGACAUCUACAUUGCUUGCGUCUCAUCUGCCCACAAUGUCUGCCCUAAGGGCUACUGGAUCGCCAUUGUCUCGACCAUCGCCGAGACCACGGCCAACCACCACCUCGAGCUCCAGCCUGGUCUGGAGCGUCUUGGCAAGAUCGAGGAGCAGUUCAUGGGUGCCCCCAUCCCCAUCUCUGAGCCCCUCGAGAACGGCACCAGUGACAACAUCUUCAUCUCUAAGAGCUACGACGCCACCAGCCACUUCGAGACCACCACCGACGAUGUCAAGGAUAUCUACCACCGCUGCACCGGCGAGGACCUCAAGGUUGAGGGCCUGAGGGAGGGUCUCCAGGUUGCCGAGGAGCAAUAA
Messenger RNA from Ilyonectria robusta, 1395 nucleotides. Its product is annotated as GDP dissociation inhibitor. The record is from RefSeq and is a predicted model, not a curated record. Gene Ontology annotation, cellular component: cytoplasm. Bases 1 to 1395 code for a protein of 464 amino acids. Gene Ontology annotation, molecular function: Rab GDP-dissociation inhibitor activity. The transcript has 8 exons. Gene Ontology annotation, biological process: vesicle-mediated transport; small GTPase-mediated signal transduction; protein transport. Lineage: Eukaryota; Fungi; Ascomycota; Sordariomycetes; Hypocreales; Nectriaceae.